AUGCCGCUCAGACUUGCGCUCAGCAAACCUGAAGAUGUGCCGCUGAUGGUGGAGACGUACUUUGAGGCCUUCUCUCAAGACGCGAUCCAUCAGCGCUUUGCCCCCAGAGGAACACAGUCAGCCCACGACUUUUGGACUGCGUCGCUGUCAGCCGAGAUCCGCGACGGGCAUAACCACUUCCUCUCCGUCUGGGACGACUCUUCAUCGCCAGAAACGUUUGUGGGCUUCGCGAAAUGGAUUGUCCCGGGAGCUUCUCCGGAGCCUCUCCCUCCCGCUGACCAGUGGCCGAGCGAAGGCGACCAGGAGUUUUCGGUAUUCUUCUUCGGCAGGCUCGGCGAGAUGCACCAUGAAGCCAUGGGUGAGAGGCCGCACUGGUAUCUCGAGCUGCUGGCCGUCAAGCCGCAGUAUCAGGGCAAAGGGGCCGCGAGCUUGAUGCUCCGGUACGGCGUGAACAAGGCUGACGAGGACAAGGUGGAGUGUUUCCUGGAUGCUUCUCCGGCGGGACAGCCUAUUUACGAGAGAUAUGGGUUCAGGGUUGUGCAGAGAGAUACGUUUUUGGAGGGAACAUAUGUUCAGUGUGCGAUGGUUAGGGACGCUCGGGUUUAA
Trichoderma virens Gv29-8 is the source of this 606-nucleotide messenger RNA. RefSeq lists its product as uncharacterized. Gene Ontology annotation, molecular function: acyltransferase activity, transferring groups other than amino-acyl groups. The record is from RefSeq and is a predicted model, not a curated record. The coding region runs from base 1 to 606 and encodes 201 amino acids. NCBI's taxonomy places the organism in Eukaryota, Fungi, Ascomycota, Sordariomycetes, Hypocreales, Hypocreaceae. The transcript has a single exon.